UCUACAUUAAGUAGUAUGCAGCUGCAUAAGCGGUUGAUUUUGCAGUGUUAAUUUUAAGUUUGACGGUGAAACUUUAACAUAUAUCAGAGUAAAACGUCUAAAAUGAAGAUGUUUUGCAUGUUUUUCUUCUCACUGAGUCUCGUUUUGGCUGCAGCCGAAAUGUUCAAAGAAACAAGUGUGCAGGAAGUUGUGCGCGAAACUGUGGUUGAUUAUCCUUCACGGAACGCCUCCUUCAAGGAUGAAUUGAUUCAAACAUGGUACAACAGCGAGAUGGAAGAAGGAUUAGAGUUUGCUCCAGGAAUUGUAUCACAGCAGUGCCUGUGGUGUAUCUGUCAGGUGGAAUCCCAAUGUACGCCAUUACCUUGCCGUAUAGAUGUUGGCUCGCUCUCAUGCGGGUAUUUUCAGAUCAAGGAAGCGUACUGGACUGACUGCGGGAAGCCAGGAGGAGGCUGGAAAAAAUGCGCACAAGACAAACAAUGUUCCUCUCGGUGCGUUCAGAAUUACAUGGCGAGGUAUGCGAAACACUACCGCUGUCCACUCAAAUGUGAGGGUUUUGCUAGGGAACAUAACGGAGGUCCUAACGGCUGUCAUAAUCCGAACACCUUGAAAUACUGGGAAAAGCUGCAGAAGGUACCUGGAUGUCGCGGAGUUCAGUUACCGUAGUUUUUGCAAGAGCGGAAACUAAACUUCUUAAUACACGACUUGCAAUAAAUGCGGAGGCUUAGCAUCCAAACGACUAGACUUUUUUCCUCUCAAAGAUAAAGUUUUAAAAAUAAUUCGAACCGGCGUUUGGCGAUUCCUCUUUGGAGUUGUGUAAUUUGUGUAUUUCUUUGUCAGUUCCUUUGUAAUGGUUUUUGUGUGUAAUUUGUGUAUUUCUUUGUCAAUGUCAUUAAGUUAUAUAUAUAUAACUUUAUUAUGUAUCAAGCCAAUUCUGGCCCAUGUACAUGCAUCAAUAUAACAUAAUCACAGAAGAAAUAACAAUGCAAAUAUACAAGAUGUGUAAGUAAGAUGACAAUAAAUAUAUCAAUAGAUUAACACUUCAUACCAGAUGCAUGUUACAUCUUUGAGAGAGGGAGAGACUGUAAGAGCAUUAUUUAACAUUAUGACAAAUAUCAAGUGUUACAACAUAAUAGAGACUUUUAAUAACAUUUAUUAACGACUGCUACAUUGAAUUCAAAAGCAAGUUUCGUUUUUCAAACGCCUUGUAUACAUACGCUGAAAGUUUUCUUAAAUCAGUAACAUUUUCAGUUUUAAUUAGUUCCAUAAAUUUGAUAUAAUUAGGAUGAAACCAAUAGUAUCUUCUAAUGUACUGAUGCCUUAAAUCCAUAUAUAGAGAACACUCAAUAAUAAAAUGGUAUUCAUCCUCCAAUACAUUACAAAAUAAACAUUUUCUUUGAUCCAAAGAGGCUCUUACAGGUUUUUUCCAUCUGCCACUUUCUAUUUCUAGCAUAUGGGAUGACAUUCUUAGUGGAGACAUACUUAUUUUAUGUUUUUUAACAAUGACAUCAUUCAAAUAUUUCUGAAAAAUAAAAGUAGCUAUUGUUCUGUAAAAUAGGGCCCGAGAGGAUCCCUGUAAGCUGUCGUUCCAGUUUUGUUUAAAUAGAUCAUAAAGACGUAUCUUCAAGGUUUGUAAGAAUACAUUAUUGUCCCCAACUCCUUGGUUUUUAACCACACUUCAUAAAACCUAACCUUGACAAUAAGUUUUUAACACUAUGUGAGGCCCGUAGCUACACUGAGGCACAGGGAGGCCGGUGCCUCCCUGUUUUUCUGCCAAGAUUAUGAGAAAAAAGGAUAUGUUUAGAGUCACCAUCUUAAAAGGCAUACCCAAACUGAGGCACUAUUAUUUCAUUUUACUUUGUUAAACUAUUUUCCACCAUUUUUUUAAUAUCACGAAUAAUUACACUAAUUUCAAGCACAUUUAUUUUGACCGUAUCCCAGAGUUUCAGAUAUGCAUAUGCAACAGAAGUGUUUUAUCAAUCUCUGCACUUGCUAAUAAAUUUCAUUAAAAAGUGGAAUGUCUUAAUUAAUUGAACGACAAACAUGUCCUCGUAAGUAGGAGACCAAAAAGAUGCAAUUUAAAUAAUUUGCGCAAAUGAUUUAUAACAGUUUUUAUGAAGGGGAGGAGGUGGAGGUAUGUAAGGGUUAAGACCAAAAAAAAAUCAACCUGGCUACGGUCCUGUAUUUUCUUCGGAAAUACAAAUCUGCAAAAAUACAGUUUACUAAUAUAUGCGCAAACAUUGACACUAGCCUCAUACCCUCGCCUGAUCUGUUUUAUUGCUUCUUUCGAUAUUUGAUAGAAUUAAGCCCAGCUCUAGCUGAGAAAUGUCGAGCGUGCUGUCUUUGCUGUCUUACGGACAGCUCUUGUUUUUAUUGAGCUUUAAUGUACUUUUAGGUAGUAAGAUAUAUCAGUUUUUUUUAUUAAUACAACAUCUUGGUUUUAACACUGUAAUUACAUGUACAUGUGAGAGAUAGACAUAGUGUAGUAUACAAAAGUGUCUUAUAAUUCUAAAGUAUUUAAUGACUGUGUACUGAUCUUUAAAUAUGCUAAUUCUUUUAUGUAUCUGUAAUAAGGUUACAAUAAAGACUAAAUAUUCGA
Messenger RNA from Mercenaria mercenaria, 2596 nucleotides. Its product is annotated as invertebrate-type lysozyme-like. The coding region runs from base 103 to 663 and encodes 186 amino acids. NCBI's taxonomy places the organism in Eukaryota, Metazoa, Mollusca, Bivalvia, Venerida, Veneridae. The record is from RefSeq and is a predicted model, not a curated record. The transcript is spliced from 4 exons. Gene Ontology annotation, molecular function: lysozyme activity.